Salarias fasciatus (jewelled blenny) is the source of this 1785-nucleotide messenger RNA. It is a transcript of the gene cltb, whose product is annotated as clathrin, light chain B. Gene Ontology annotation, molecular function: structural molecule activity; clathrin heavy chain binding. The record is from RefSeq and is a predicted model, not a curated record. Gene Ontology annotation, biological process: clathrin-dependent endocytosis; intracellular protein transport. The transcript is spliced from 6 exons. Gene Ontology annotation, cellular component: synaptic vesicle membrane; clathrin coat of trans-Golgi network vesicle; clathrin coat of coated pit. Bases 285 to 950 code for a protein of 221 amino acids. Lineage: Eukaryota; Metazoa; Chordata; Actinopteri; Blenniiformes; Blenniidae.
GGGUGCUGCCCCUGCUCCAUCAUCACCGAACAAGUGGAGAAAUCAUGAAUCAUCGGUGAAGGCCUGAAAACCGCGACCGUUUCUGUCAGCCGGCGUUUACCUGUUGUGUCUGCACUCCUCGGCAGUUUAGACAAAUCUACUUUAACCCGAGGGGAAGCUCCAGCGGUGUCCGUGGAGCCGGUGCAGAGGCGGAGGACGGCUUUCUGUGGAUUUCACGGUUAACUGGCCCAAAGUGACCGAGCUCCGGUAAACUUGGAACACUUUUUUUUUUGUUGUUGUGAAAGAUGGCUGACAACGGAGCGCACCCGGCGGAGGAGGACCCGGCGGCGGCUUUCCUGGCUCAACAGGAGAGCGAGAUAGCGGGGAUAGAGAACGACGGAGACGGUUUCGGAGCUCUGGAGGGGUCGGACGAUCCGCCGCCGUCCGAGCCGCAGACCUCCAACUACGACUGUUUCGAAGAGGAGCCUGCCACAGUGAACGGGGACCUGUUCCCGGAAUCCAAUGGACCAACAGACAACUAUGCAGCCAUCGCCCAGGUGGACAUUCAGAGGCAAGAGCCAGAAAGUUUACGCAAAUGGAGAGAGGAGCAGAAGGAGCGCCUGGAAGCACUGGACUCAGCCUCCAAGGCGGCAGAGGCAGAGUGGCGAGAGAAGGCCAAGAAGGAGCUGGAGGACUGGCACGUGCACCAGAGCGAGCAGAUGGAGAAAAACAAGGCCAACAACAGGAUUGCUGACAAGGCUUUCUACAAACAGCCCAACUCUGAUGUGAUAGGCUUGGUAGCGUCCGAGGAGGCCUUCCUGGCGGAGAGCGACGGCGACAGCCCGGGGACCGAGUGGGAGAGAGUAGCCCGCCUGUGCGACUUCAAUCCAAAAACCAACAAGCAGGCGAAGGACGUGUCUCGAAUGCGCUCCGUCCUCAUCUCCCUCAAACAGACGCCUCUGGUCCGCUAGAGGGACGGGCUUCCCUGCGCUCCACAAACAUUGCCUUUUAAUCUCACAUUGCAUUUGAAGGAUUUGUAUUCCCUUUUCAAUAGAAGAAACAAACAAACCCCAGUAUGUUUAUAACCUUUAAACACUUCCUGCCUUCUGGAUUCUGUGUAAAAAUAUAAACGCGAGGCUCCCGUGAGACGAGGGGCUGCUCUGUUACAGCUGCUCUCUUUCAUCACUACUACACUUAAGGAAAUAAUGUUACUGUAAGUUAAGCAUUUUCCUUUCCCCUUUAACUUAUUAAGAUUCACUCGACUGCAUGCCUCCGUCAACAGUUUUGGUUUUUUUGUUUGGGUUUUGGUCAAACGCGUCCUGAUUAAGUACUGUUACAGAUUAGAUUGUAACCACUUCUGCCUCUCAUCAGUGGGAAAAACACCGCUGUCUGUUGCAUUUUAUCCCAUUUUAUCAUGUUUUAACGUAGCUCUCACACACACAAGCCUGUGGCCUUUCUCAUCUAGCUCUUACUCCCAUUUUUUUCUAGUGUGUAGCCAGAUGAAUUUAAUCUUCAAUUUGGCUCAAUUUGAGAAUCACAGAACUCACAACCAAAGAUUUUCUGCUCUCAUCUAAAUUUCCAGACUUCACUGUGCGGCUUCUGUCUCAUCUCACUCCUUUUUUUUUUACCUUUUGUGUCACAUCAACACAUAUUCAACUUAAAAAAAAAAACAAAGGAGAGACAAAAGUCACAAAUAAGUUUGUUUCAGCAGUGAUGUCUGCACAUUGUUUCACGUGUUGCCUAUUUGGACAUUAUGAAUAUUGAAAAAGUGAAUGUUGAAAGGGAAACUGGAAAAAUAACAAUAAA